AGUGAAGGAGCUUAAGAAGGAAUAAAAAAACGAGAGCUCGAAAAUCAUUACCUUUUCUGAUCAUCAAAUUUCAAUAACUAAAAGGACAAAAAGUUAAAUACGACGCCGUUUAGGAACAGGGACUCUUACUGGCAAACCUCUUUCCAGUUUCCAGAACCACCGCCAAUCCCCAUACACGAGAAAGUGAGAGAGGCACUGAAACAGAAGCAAGAGAAGAAACAACAAUGGAUCCUCAGCUGUGGCAUAAAGUAGCCGCGCUCUCUGGAAUGGCAGCACUGGGGUUGGGCACAUAUGGCGCCCAUGGCUUCAAACCCCAAAACCCAACUUACAAAGAGACGGCGUCUCUGUACCAUUUGGUUCACACAGCAGCUCUCCUUGCUGCCCCCAUCACGAAACGCCCCACCAUUUUUGGAGGCCUGUUGACUACUGGAAUACUCGCAUUCUCCGGGACGUGUUAUACUGUGGCAUUCCUUGAGGAUAGAAAGUACUCGACAUUGGCUCCUUUCGGUGGCUUUGCUUUCAUCGCUGCUUGGGGUAGCUUGCUAUUCUAAGAACUUCAACUUCUAUGGAUCCCUGUACAACUUAUGUUUUCAGAUUCACUAUUUAUGAUCAACACUUUCAUCUUCUCAAAUAGAUCCGACUGCGCCUUUGUUGAAUUUCAAAGUUGCCCAAGGACCAAGUAAUUGCCUAAUGAUGUAUGAUGUAUAGCAAUGUACUGAUUGUGCCACUUCAGCGGUACAAAACCAUUUAUGAUAAAGAGUAUCGUGACAGUAUUUCAAGUUAA
This is a messenger RNA of Malus domestica (apple), 784 nucleotides long. RefSeq lists its product as uncharacterized. Gene Ontology annotation, cellular component: membrane. Lineage: Eukaryota; Viridiplantae; Streptophyta; Magnoliopsida; Rosales; Rosaceae. The record is from RefSeq and is a predicted model, not a curated record.